Messenger RNA from Urocitellus parryii (Arctic ground squirrel), 5265 nucleotides. It is a transcript of the gene Nuak1, whose product is annotated as NUAK family kinase 1. Gene Ontology annotation, cellular component: cytoplasm. The record is from RefSeq and is a predicted model, not a curated record. Gene Ontology annotation, biological process: intracellular signal transduction; microtubule cytoskeleton organization; protein phosphorylation. NCBI's taxonomy places the organism in Eukaryota, Metazoa, Chordata, Mammalia, Rodentia, Sciuridae. Gene Ontology annotation, molecular function: ATP binding; tau-protein kinase activity.
CCCACAUAACACUCCCCCUCCUGCGCUCGGAGCCACCCCUCUCCCCUCCCUCCUGCAAACACCACCGCCUCCCUGCCACCGCCGCCACCUCGCUCGACGCUCCGCAGCUCGCCGCGGCCGGGGGGCGGUGCGCCGACCGUGCGCGCCGGGGGCGCCAGAUGUGCAGUCCCUGCCGCCGCCAGUGACCCAGCCGCAGCCUUAGCGGGAGCGGGCCGCCUCGCCAAUGCUGCGGGGGCGACCUUGAGCGCACCCCCGGCUUCCCACUGCGGGGACCCCGACACCCCGAGCGUUGUGCCGGGUCCUGCCCUCUGCAGCCCGGCUUUUGGACAUGGAAGGGGCCGCUGCGCCCGCGGCUGGGGACGGCCCCGACCUGGGGCUGGGGGCGCCGGGUUCUCCGCCCGAGGCGGCGGCCGGGGCGACUGCAGCUCCGGCUGUGGCUGCGGCCCCGGAGCCCAGGAAACCGCACGGGGUGAAGCGGCAUCAUCACAAGCACAACUUAAAGCACCGCUAUGAGCUUCAGGAGACCCUGGGCAAAGGCACCUACGGCAAAGUCAAGAGGGCCACCGAGAGAUUUUCGGGCCGAGUGGUUGCUAUAAAAUCCAUUCGUAAGGACAAAAUUAAGGAUGAACAAGACAUGGUUCACAUCAGACGGGAGAUUGAGAUAAUGUCAUCCCUCAACCAUCCUCAUAUCAUCAGUAUUUAUGAAGUGUUUGAGAACAAAGAUAAGAUUGUGAUCAUCAUGGAAUAUGCCAGCAAAGGGGAGCUGUACGAUUACAUCAGCGAGCGGAGACGCCUGAGCGAGAGGGAGACCAGACACUUCUUCCGGCAGAUCGUCUCAGCUGUGCACUAUUGUCACAAGAACGGUGUGGUCCACCGGGACUUGAAGUUGGAAAAUAUACUGCUCGAUGACAACUGCAAUAUUAAGAUUGCUGACUUUGGGCUUUCCAACCUGUAYCAGAAGGACAAGUUCUUGCAAACAUUUUGUGGGAGCCCCCUCUAUGCAUCCCCUGAAAUCGUCAAUGGGAGGCCUUACCGAGGGCCAGAGGUGGACAGCUGGGCCCUGGGCGUGUUGCUUUACACCCUGGUUUACGGAACGAUGCCCUUCGAUGGUUUCGAUCACAAAAACCUCAUCCGGCAGAUCAGCAGCGGAGAGUACCGGGAGCCGACGCAGCCCUCAGAUGCUCGAGGACUCAUUCGGUGGAUGCUGAUGGUGAACCCCGAUCGCCGGGCCACCAUUGAGGACAUUGCCAACCACUGGUGGGUGAACUGGGGCUACAAGAGCAGCGUCUGCGACUGCGACGCCCUUCACGACUCCGAGUCCCCGCUCUUGGCGCGGAUCAUUGACUGGCACCACCGAUCCACGGGGCUGCAGGCUGAGGCGGAAGCCAAGGUGAAGGGCUUGGCCAAACCCGAGGUCAUGCUGGAGCGACAGCGGUCGCUGAAGAAAUCCAAGAAAGAGAAUGACUUUGCCCAGUCUGGCCAGGACUCGGUGCCCGAAAGCCCUUCCAAGCUGAGUUCCAAGAGGCCCAAGAGCAUCCUGAAGAAGAGAUGCAACAGUGAGCACCGCUCCCACAGCACGGGCUUCAUCGAGGGGGUCGUGGGUCCCACCUUGCCCUCCUUUAAGAUGGAGCAGGACUUGUGCCGGACUGGUGUGCCCCUCCCCAGCUCCCCCGAAGCAGAUGUGCCAGGGAAACUGAGUCCCAAGCAGUCGGCCACCAUGCCCAAGAAAGGCAUCUUGAAAAAGACCCAGCAGAGGGAAUCGGGCUACUACUCGUCCCCAGAGCGCAGCGAAUCUUCAGAGCUGCUGGACAGUACCGAGGCCCUGGGCAGUGGCCUCCCCUCCCCCAGCCCCCCGGACCUGGCCAGGGUGGCUUCUCACAGCCUGUCCUGCCGGAGGAAGGGCAUCUUGAAACACAGCAGCAAAUACUCAGCAGGCGCCACCGACCGGGCCCUCGCCAGCCCCGAAGUGCCCACACUGGAAUCCUUGACAGAGCCCGGUGUCCCYGCUGAGGGCCUCUCCCGAAGCUACAGCCGUCCCUCCAGCGUCAUCAGUGACGACAGUGUCCUGUCCAGCGACUCCUUGGACUUGUUGGAUUUGCAGGAGAACCGCCCCGCCCGCCAGCGCAUCCGCAGCUGCGUCUCUGCUGAAAACUUCCUCCAGAUCCAGGACUUUGAAGGACUCCACAACCGGCCCCGGCCCCAGUACCUGAAGCGGUACCGGAACCGGCUGGCAGACAGCAGCUUCUCCCUCCUCACGGACAUGGAUGACGUGACUCAGGUCUACAAGAAAGCGCUGGAGAUUUGCAGCAAGCUCAACUAGCCCUCCGGGGCCCCGGGGGAUGGGGUGGGUGGGAGCGAGCGAGGGAGGAAGGGCCGCGGGGCUUGUGCUGACAGGCUGGUUACCUCUCUGCUGGCCUGGACAACAGACUGAAAAAGGAUUGGCGCCGUCUGGCUUGGCCAAGUUGACAGCCUUGAGCCAGCACCUAAAAGGGAGAAGCAGGCGCCCAGCCAGUUCUGCCAACUGCUAGUCAGAAUUUGGGUCCUAAUUGGUAUUUGCAUACGGCACCUCCUAGAGGACCAGCUGCCCAGGGAGGGUGGUGUUGGCUGGCGCUUGGUGGGAGUGGGGAGCAGACGGGGAAGGAGGCAUUUCCCUAGAAGUCAUGCGGAUGCUUUGGAGGAGGGCAAGAGAAACCAGGACCAUCUGCUUUGGAUGAGCCCAAAGAGCUUGCUCCUUUGCUUCUAACAUUAGCAAGCUUGAUCUGACUGCAUGGGGCUGGCAAGAUUUCAGCAACCCGGGCUUGAAUUGGUGAUCGAUUGAUAAUGUCUAUUGGGUGUGUUGGUUUCCGUAGCAGCAGAGAGCUGUGAUUGAAUAGUGAUGGCUGCCACGGGAAGGGAAAGGGAGGCAAUAGCAUUCAUGCUGCGACGUACUUGUCAUCUCUGACCUGGCUGAGCCCUGGGAAUCAGGUUAAAGCAUUCUGUGGGAUCUACAUUAACUCUUCCUGCCACCACUGUGGCAUUUGUUAAUUGGCUAAUCUACCUUGAAUGGAAAACAGGGCUUUGGGCAGAGACUGCUCUGAACUCUGCUAGGGACACAGUCAGCCCAUGGUGAUCGUGUCUCCUUGCUGUGUGUCUUGCUCUUCAGCAAGAGAGUGGACAGAGAGAAAGAAGACAGUGUCAGAGGCCGGAACUCUCGUGUAUUCUAGCGCAAAAGGCCUUCUGUGGCCUUUGCACAGUUGAACGGAAGAGGAAGUUCACUUGCAAGGGGCAGCUUGUCUCUUCUCUCAUGUCUUAAUAGUAACUGGAACGCUGCCUUUUGCUUUGGACUGGAGGUGACAUUGCCCACAGUCUCUAAAGGAUGACUGCCUGGCUCAGUUACUGGCUCUGUCCACAGAGAGCAAGUGGUCUCCCAUGCACCCAGCAGAGCGCCCUCCGAGGUGGAAGAGUUUGCUUCUGGGAAUUAGCCCGUAGGUGGAAUAUUUGGAUGAAGAAAGGAAAGUCAGACAGGAGGUGCUUUAUUCCCCAAAUCUAAGGAUUCUGUCACGGUUUUGAACGUUGACACCAACUCCUGGGCUUUAGGGAGAAAGAAAGUUUGAUCCAUUUAAACGAAUAAGGUGUCAGAAGAGCCGAGUGGGUGAGAAGGAAGCAGAGAGGAGAAGAAUAUUUCUUUAGGAGUCAUCCAGAUGGUUCUGGAGGAGGCAGAAGAGAGGUGGCAGGACUCCCUGAGCGCACUGGGAAGCCAGAUCGUAGCUGACAAGCACUCCCACAGGGGACAUCUCGGGGGUACAGUCUCUGAAAUUACCCGUCUCUCUGGGUUGACUCUAGUUUCUAGAGGCUUAGGAAAAUCAGAAUCCUUAUUUCAAGGUGGUCGGUUUCAUAGCCACUUACAGCCGGGAGGACUGAUCUUGGGAUACCGUUAAAAAAACCAGAAUUCAUUAAGAACAUGCAUUAGGAUGACAUCGCCCUUGCCUUCCGGAGAUGGUUCUGGCUUGUGCUUUCCUUCAGGUCGGGCUGAGCCAUGUGCUAUGAGAAGCUGCUUAGUUUCCUUUCAUUCAAUUCCACUCCUUGCUCAACUCCAGUAGAGUUUAAAAGGGACAAAGAUCUAUCGAGGGCAAGUUGUGUUUGGGAGCAUGGGGGUGCGUGAAGGGCACCCUGCAGCCUCUGAGCGCUCGCUCUCUCUCUCUCUCUCUCUCUCUCUCUCUCUCUCUCUGUCUCUCUCUGUCUCUCUCUGUCUCUGAUCUAUAAUCUUUUCUGACCAGCCUCUCCUGCCGCACUGCUGGCCCCAGAUCACACCCGGCCUUGCUGACAGCUGGCGUGUGACUUAGGUGUUAACACCCACCUGCUUACCGGCCAAUGUGUUUUUCCCUUUUGCCAAGUGRUUGCAUCUGCUUAGCAUUUUCCAUGGCUCUAAUCUUUAAGUGAAAAUGACACUAUUAAGGAAAAUCAUUCCGCUCCUGCCUCCCAAACACCUGCAUGUUCUCUUUUGUCAAUAAACUUGGUGCAUCGUGGCAAAGGACAUCCUCCCUUCAGAGGCAGAGACUCAGAGUCCAGACCUGGUCUGCCGCUAGAUGGCUGGUGGCCUUGGGCACUGCAGGAUGGGGGCUGUUCUCCUCUCCAGCAGGGCUGCAGGGUGGGUGGGGUUGGUUGGCCUCUCAGGCUCUGUCCAGUUCCGACAUUCUUCUGACAUCCUCUGGUUUCUGGACGUGAUGUCAACUCUCCUUUCAAGGAAAAAYUUUGAAAGCUCUGCUUCCUGACCAAGCUCUGUCCACCCCACCAGCCAGUCCCCAGCCAAAGAAGUUGUGCUUGGUCCAUUUCCAUGGAGUCACAGGCGAGGACAAUUUGAUGACCUGCUUUGGAAGCAGGGGAUGGGACGUCCGCUCUCCUGGUCCUUCCUUGCCUCUGUGGGGUUGGUUUUUUUUUGGCGUCUUCGUUUACACAUCUGCCAAAGGGGUAGAAUUAUACUUCUUUUUACAGGUAAAUUUCAAGGCAAGAUCAGUUUUCAGGAAGUGCUUCAAGACCCCAGGCAACAGGAAAAUACUAAGUACCCUCUGAAUUUCCAUCCCUGUUACCAGGUGGUGCUUCUUCGAGGAGCACUUUCCAGGGUGAAAUUCAGGCGUUUUGCCCAGGCCUGCUGUCUUGAAUACAAAUGUGAAUGAUCGACUGACUGCUUAUUGCCAAACUGGAAAUGUUCUGUAGGGAUUUACUGGCAUGGUAUCAUUCCUAGGAGAAAAAGGAAAAAAAAAAAAAAAAAAGGGAGAGAGAGAAGGA